GGGAGCGUCCGUUCUGCGGUUUGAGAUGCAGAGAGCCCCCAGGACGACUCUCCCCCGAGGCAGCGCGUGCCAGCAGCGCACCUGGGAGAAAGCCUACCAGCAUCACAGGAGAAGGGUCCAGGACGCCCAGCCCCUCGUGGACGCUCGCACCCCACUGAGCCUCAGCCACCUCCACCUGAAACUCAAGAAGCUGAAGCUGGAGGAGGAGCGGCUCGCCGUCAUCGACAGGGACAACCGCUUGCUCCUGGAGAAGGUGGCCUGCAUCAUGAGGACCAGAGGACAGACUGAGAACAGAAACAACUACAUACUGAAGAGGAAAGGGAAGAAGGAGGGAAAAGAGGAAGCAGAAGUGAUCUCGAGAGGUAUCAGCCAGUCAGAGACCUACAGGAAGUCCCCGAGCUUGAACAAGGGAGCCAGACAGAGCCAGACUUCAGGAAACAUGAAAGGGACGUGAGGGGCCAAAGGUGGCCUGUGAACCGACUCACCUCCUCCCACGCCAGGAAAUUAUUUUGGCCGGCUUUGCAAGUCGCAUACCACCGCCUCAUCUUGCUUGCAUUUUAAACCAGUAGAAGACCUCCUUGUCCCUUCCCUGCAUAUUUCUUGUUGUUCGGCUCUGGCCCAUAUGCUGAGGACAAAGGGUGGUUGCUUUGCAUGUUCAAACUCAAAGUGAAUUCAGCUUCUCGCAGCUCUGACAUUUGGAGUGUUGAAGUAGGAGGCACCAAGCUAAUUCAGCUCAUGACCCUUUACAAAGUAAUGGUAGAAAUGGUGUGUCUUCUCGUGAUUGGUUUGAUGG
Messenger RNA from Suricata suricatta (meerkat), 793 nucleotides. RefSeq names its product CFAP97 domain containing 2 (gene CFAP97D2). Lineage: Eukaryota; Metazoa; Chordata; Mammalia; Carnivora; Herpestidae. Bases 26 to 454 code for a protein of 142 amino acids. The record is from RefSeq and is a predicted model, not a curated record. The transcript is spliced from 4 exons.